Messenger RNA from Phlebotomus argentipes, 1285 nucleotides. RefSeq names its product immunoglobulin domain-containing protein oig-4. Gene Ontology annotation, molecular function: cell-cell adhesion mediator activity. Lineage: Eukaryota; Metazoa; Arthropoda; Insecta; Diptera; Psychodidae. Gene Ontology annotation, biological process: axon guidance; homophilic cell-cell adhesion; dendrite self-avoidance. Bases 630 to 1121 code for a protein of 163 amino acids. The transcript is spliced from 3 exons. Gene Ontology annotation, cellular component: plasma membrane; axon. The record is from RefSeq and is a predicted model, not a curated record.
UCAAGAGCGGCGCGUGGCUAAUCAACAAUCCUAAAUCGACACUUGACUCCACGUGUUCUAGAUUCAGAUGAUCAAUCACAUUGCGGAAAAUUGCAUUAGACAGCUAAGAUUGGAUUAUAUCGCACCAUUGGCACAACUUUUCAAUGACGCCUGCAAUUUUCAUGUUAAGGAAAUUACUCUCUUUCCACAAUGUUUGUCAAUGGAACUCCUUGGAGUGCUCCUCAUUUGGUGUGCUCGUAAGGAAGUCACAUGUUAGAGGGAGAGAUGUCACCAAAACAAAUUGAUAAAGUGAGUGUCAUGGGGAAAAUUCGAGCCACUCUCUGAAUGGCGGUGUUCUUGCUCCACGAAGCGCUCCGAGGAGACAGACAUUGAGGAACAGUCUCGUGGUGUGGAGAUCUCACUGGGUGAAACCCUCUUAAUAGAAUAAACUGAUCCGUCAGUGUCAGUUAGCAGAGCGGAGUGAGAUUAAUGAGCUUGCUCUGCCAGAGGAUCACUUUAGUUGAUUUACAACUAAAUCAGUCUUCGGCGUGGCGUUGAUGUGAAUAUUUUUAUUUGCUUAUUGAAUUUUCGAGAGGAUCACGCAUCGUUUUCCCCGUGAAAAAAAGUGUUCUUUGUGUGGAGUGGCGAUCAUGAAGUGUUUACUCAUUAUUGUGAUAUUCCUGCUGGUGGCAGGAGCGGUGAUUCAUGGCCAGAGAAUGGGAGGAUUGAGGGGCGGUCGUGGGCGUGGAAGACUUAAUUGGAACAGCGGAAGAAUUCCCACAAAUAUUCAGCAUCGAUCACCAUCGGCAGUCACAUAUUAUGACAACAAGGACGGUGCGAAGAUCGUCAAGUCGUCGCACUUUGAAUUUGACUACAUGCUGGGCAGAAAGAUCACAUUCUUCUGCAUGGCCAUUGGAAUCCCGCGGCCAGAAAUCACUUGGUUCAAGGAUGGGGCUGAGCUGUAUCAGCACAGAUUCUUUCAGGUACACGAGUGGACAAUUGGCAAUGAUACGGUGAAGUCUAAAAUGGAGAUUGACCCAACGACGCAAAAAGAUGCCGGUUAUUAUGAGUGUCAGGCGGACAAUCAGUAUGCCAUCGAUCGGAGGGGCUUCCGCACGGACUACGUGAUGAUCAACUACUGAUCGACUGGACUCGAGGAAACGCACAACUAAAUUAUUCCCCCUUUUGCACAACAUCAAAUUUAAAUGCUAUUUAUGAAGAAGUAAAAAAAAAUCUAGUGUAUUUCCCCAAAGAUUGAUACUAAUUUAUGCACUCAUUGAAUAAAUGGUGGAAAUUUUUACAAUAA